This is a messenger RNA of Adineta steineri, 1110 nucleotides long. Lineage: Eukaryota; Metazoa; Rotifera; Eurotatoria; Adinetida; Adinetidae. The record is from the annotation of a GenBank genome assembly.
AUGGCAGAAUACCAGUGUCAAGAAACAUCUUCGAUAUGUACAAAAUUUCAGUCAGCUAUUUGUUUACAUUGCAACCUUCGAUUAUGUGCUCUGCAUAUCACGGAACAUAAUCAGAGUACUCCGCGUAAUGAUGUCGAAAAACUUUCUAAUUCAGCUGAAGUAAUUCAUCAACAAAUCAAAAAUAAAUCAGAUAAAAGUAGAGAGAUACAUAAUAGUUUAGUACUAUCUAUUGAUAAAUGGCAAGUAGACGAAUUAGCAAAAAUUGAACAAAUUUAUCACCAUGAAUUACAAAUUAUGAAUUUACGACAAAAGACAUUAGAGACACUUCAUAAAUACUUGCUGGUACAACUUGAAUUUAAUGCUCGACAAACAUUAGACCGUAUAAGAAUAAAUAAAAAUCUCAACAUCAAAGUAUUUAAUCAUAUUCAAAAAAUAAUCCAAAAAGUACGAGAAGAUAGUGUACACUUGAAAUGGCAUUUUUCGACUCCAAUAACAGCGAAGAUAGAUUCAAAUUUUCCAUUCAUACCAUCUCAAAUUCAAUUACCAAUAACUAAUCUGAACAGUACGAAUGAUAAACAGUCAAUUACAGAUACGAAAAAGACUUGUCAACCUAUAAAAUCACAACGAGUUCGUCCAGACAAAUACUUAAUUGAUCGAUUUUCUUCUACGUCAUCGAUCGCAACAAGCAAAAGCGAUAUAAAACUCUAUAUUAAAGAAAAAAACUUAAAAUUAUUAAUUAUUGUCGAUGCAUAUCUUACAGCUUGCCAUAAUAAACCAUUAGCAGAAGAAAAACUUUCUCUUUUAAAUGAAUAUAUAUCAACAAUCAGACGAUAUUUACGAAGGAAUGAAACUAAUUUUGAUAUUCUAAUUGGAAUACAAUUAUUCUUUCUCAAUAAUAUAUUUCAUGAUAACGAAAAGAAUGGAAUUAUGUCAUUUUUAUUACAAUUUUUUAUUAAUCAUCAAUGUAUCAAUCAAAAAUUAAUUAUCGAAUGGUAUAAUAGUAAUGAAGGUAGUCAAUAUGAAGGUUUCGAACAAGCAAAACAACUAGCAAAAUCAUAUAUUAACACAUUUUCAAUGAUCAACGAGAACUCACAAGCAAUUGCACUUUAA